AUGCCUACCGGAUCCUGUUUCUGCGAGAAGCUGAAGUACAGCUACGAGGGAGAGAUCCAAGCCAAGGCCCUCUGCCACUGCCGCGAUUGCCAGAAAAUCACCGGCUCAACCUACAGCACCAACAUCAUCGUGCCCGGCAACAACUUCAAAGUCACCUCCGGCAAGGACAAGACCAUCUCCAAGAAAGCCGACAGUGGGAACGAAAUUACCUCGCACUUCUGCGGCGACUGUGGCUCCACUCUGUGGCGUGAUGGUGCAACCUUCGGUGAGAAUAAGGUGAUCAAGGUCGGGUCUUUGGACUCGCCUGAUGCUUUCGACACGGCGAAGCCCGCUAUCGAGUUGUUUGCGCCUGAGAGGAUCGCGUGGGUGCAGGCUGUGCCUGAUGCGGAGCAGAAGAAGGAUAUGCCUUAG
Messenger RNA from Recurvomyces mirabilis, 411 nucleotides. RefSeq lists its product as uncharacterized. Gene Ontology annotation, molecular function: carbon-sulfur lyase activity. NCBI's taxonomy places the organism in Eukaryota, Fungi, Ascomycota, Dothideomycetes, Mycosphaerellales, Teratosphaeriaceae. The transcript has 2 exons. The record is from RefSeq and is a predicted model, not a curated record. The coding region runs from base 1 to 411 and encodes 136 amino acids.